AUGCAGAAGCUUAAUUCACCGUUAACCAUAACGACAGAUGAUAGGGGUCAGUCACGUUUGCGGGCUUCCAAUUGCCGGCUGGCAGCUUUCAUUCAAUCGUACCUAAAGGAUAAUAACUCAACCACAUUCUUCGUUGAUUUAGUGAGCACGACAACUUGCAUGGCAAGUUUGGCCAAAUUCCUUCUUCAAUUUUGGUUUUUACUGAUUUUGGCACCAGUUGGUCUAAACUGCCAACAACGGAGCAACCUGUCAAGUAGUCUUCAGGCUACAGAUCAGGAAGUUACAGCUUUAGGCAUUCAGUCAUACCGGCCAGCUCUGUCUGGGCGGUAUGAAAUUGAGGCUGCAACAUCUCGGCUGCCAGAUCGAAGGCAUUUGUCGGAGGAGCAGACAUCCACCAAGACCCUACGAUCAGGCACCAGCAAGAGUGAGCAAAAGACAAUCCAAACCCACCACAACUCUUCGGAUCAACCGUCCGGCAGUAAUCAGUUCCUGAAGACACCAAUGGGCAGGGUAAAAAGAGAGGGAAUUACAGCUCCAGACAGAUAUGCAAAUACUAUCAGGGAGGUCAAUUCAAGGAACCAAGGAGGUGGCAAAGAAGCGACGCUGGAUGGGCCGAAAGACUGUUUAGACGCCUAUCUGGCCUGCAGUACCGCGGUCAGUUUCUGUCCGCGAGAUAUUGACAUUUUCAACCAGACUUGCGGCAACUGGCAAGAUGGAAACAGUUUGCUUUCCUGCCACCGGCACAAACGUGGUCCUUGUCGUGCUGCUAUCCGCACACUUAACGAGGGUUCAGCCGGUCUGUUGCAUUGUACCUGUCAUGGCAGCCGAGAUCGACUACAACAUGAGCUACAGCUUUGCAAUUUGCUCUGGCAGAACCUCAACAGGCACCCUUGCCUAUCAGAGACCAGCUCGAGCUCGACUGAGGAGUCUGUCGAACGAGUCAAUGAGGUAGAUACUGCAAUGGCCAGAGGCGAGUUCAUUUCAGGAUUGACCGGAAGUGGUAGGACAGAAAAUAUCGGCGAAUCAAGUAGAGAUAAAGGUGAAAUGGUGACAACAGUAUUGCCGGGAUCACCAAGCCACUAUUCUCUACAGCCAGAUAAAAUGGAAGAUGGUAUCGAAGGCUGGUCACAAGAGGUGGUAGCAGAUAAUGAUAAUCAGUCGGACGCUGAGCUGAAUAGACGAGCUUCAAAGGGUCCAGGGGGAUGGGGUGCU
Molecule: messenger RNA, 1212 nt
Organism: Protopolystoma xenopodis
Lineage: Eukaryota; Metazoa; Platyhelminthes; Monogenea; Polystomatidea; Polystomatidae
Source: the annotation of a GenBank genome assembly